This is a messenger RNA of Haemonchus placei, 375 nucleotides long. NCBI's taxonomy places the organism in Eukaryota, Metazoa, Nematoda, Chromadorea, Rhabditida, Trichostrongylidae. The record is from the annotation of a GenBank genome assembly.
AUGAUAGACACCACAACAACGCUCAAAGAAACGAAUCUCAAUGACACGGGUGAUGUGGACGAAGGGAUGCUUGCCAAGGAGAAAUUGAAGGUAAGAAGCCAUCAAGUUGCUUUGGACACUCCAAUAAAUGAACACUUUAUCUUACAGACCGAGGCAUUCUCAAAUUCGUUGCAAACUGUUACAAGGACCGUCUAUCCGCUGUCGCGCAUCUUCGACUUUGCUCAGGAGGAUUUGGAGCUAAUUUUAAAGGAGUUGGACAAGUGGCUGAACGAAUCGAAAAAGUGCGAGAGCUUACUCAAAGAGAGAGAUGCUCAAGGCAUAGGUGACAGUCAUAAGUGCGUUUCUAUGAUUACAUUUUUUCGUUUCAGCCCAUAA